Messenger RNA from Seminavis robusta, 3370 nucleotides. The record is from the annotation of a GenBank genome assembly. Lineage: Eukaryota; Bacillariophyta; Bacillariophyceae; Naviculales; Naviculaceae.
CGCCUGUCGCUUGUUGCUCAUUGCGGCAGUGUUUCAACCUCGCAGCAAAGGACGACUGCAAAGGACGACUGCAAAGUACCCUUCUGUGCCUUGCUUGGCAUAGUGAGCGCGAGAAAAAGAAUCCAGACGUCCAGGCUAGUAACCAACCGAGGCACCGUACACAAAGGCAGCCUGAGCUGAAGGAAAGAGUUCAUUUUGACAAUGGACGAUGAAGUCAACGUAGACUAUGGCAUUCGCACGAGUGUUAUCCCCCCGCUUCCUCCCCUGAACAACUACGAGGAAUCAGAUCGUGAAAGUGGUAUGCAGAUACACUAUAGCGCCGGUUCCAUCGACCCCACCAAUGGCGCGUUGCCAGCAAGGCUCGUCAAUGCAGACGGAGAUGCACUAGAAGGGUAUACCCAUGCUCCACCCGAAGUUCUAGAUGCCACGGACAUCGCAGUGGUCCCGAGCGAAAACGAAGAACGAGCACAAUUUUCCCUGCGACGAAAACGAGUCUUAAUGGGUGGAGCUGCUCUUUGUUUCCUCGUUGCGCUGACUGUUAUCAUUCCCGUGGUGGUCAUUGUACCCGGCGAUGAUACCGUCGUACAAACCACUGUCGAACCAUCGCAAAGUCCUUCUUCGGUGCCCACUUUGAGCCCCACAGUGGAGCCAAUCAGCGACGCUUUGGCAGAGAUGCUGCAAACUCUACAACAAUAUACCAAAAACAACGCGAACGAUCCCUGGUGGACUCGACGGUCUUCCCCGCAAUUUCGAGCAGCCAAAUGGUUGGCGGAUGUAGACACCCUGCCAAUCACCAGCCAAUCCCAAUUGUUGCAAAGAUUCGCUCUGGUAACAUUCUACUAUUCCACCACGAAUGUGAGUGGGAACGGCAACGCGGACGACUGGAGAGAAGAUUGGCAUCAGUGUGGAGUAUUUUCCAGUGGAUGCAACGGAGAACACUGGUUGUCUGUAAAUGUGCAUGAGUGCGAUUGGCUUUACGUUAACUGCGAGACUAUCACAAUUGGUGACCAAAGGGGAAGGCUGCUUCAGGGGAAUGAUGUUGAUGAUACCAUGAGGGUUGUGGUCCAGGUUAUUCUUCCACUUCAUGGCAACAACCUCCGGGGGACACUUCCACCGCAGCUCUCACUCCUGACAUAUCUGGAAGUUUUUGCUGCUUCCAACAAUAAGAUCACAGGAGGCGUGAACAGUGGCGACGGCAACAACAACAAUACCGAUGUACCUCCACUUCAUGACGUUGACCAAGCUUUCAUGGAAGUUACCACGUUGCGAGUUCUCAACUUGGUGGGAAACAACAUCUCAGGCUCCCUUCCCGUGAAUAUUUGGCAACACAGUCCGGAUAUGGAGUUGCUGCUCCUGUCAGAAAAUGAAUUCAUCGGGGAAAUUCCCCAUGAGCUAUCAGCAAUGGCAAACCUAUUGGAGUUGCAGCUGCAGUCCAAUCAGUUGCACGGAUCUAUACCUCAUUCGAUUGGAAAUUUGACAACUUUGCGUCUCCUUAGCUUGGCUUCGAAUCAACUGUCGGGAACUUUGUCAGCUGAAUUCUUCGACUUGCCGGCGUUAACCUCUCUCGACUUGUCGAACAAUACAGGCCUUUCGGGCACUUUGGCAGGUGAACUGUCGAACAUUAAUGUCUUUUCGGCAUCCUUUACUCAACUGAAUGGACCAUUGCCGGAUACUCUGUUUGAGGAUUUGACGCAAUUAGAAAAGCUAGAUGUGGAAUCGGCGGCACUGACGGGUACCCUCUCGGAACAAUUGGCCUUGUGGAAUGACUCGAUACAAAUACUGCGGUUGCAGAACAAUCAAUUCACAGGAAUCAUACCGAACGCACUCGAUGCAUUGACCAGACUCGGGGAAUUGCGAUUAGAGGGCAACUCCUUCAGUGGUACAAUUUCCGACGCAGUUUGUGCUCGUCGUGGGCAAGGGUUCCAACAGCUGGGGACUCUAACAGUGGAUUGUUCCGUCGAAUGUAGCUGUUGCGAUGACUAUGAAAAGUGUUCCAAUAGUUGAACAGAUGAGAAACUUCCUGCGAAUUGUUGAUUUUUGUGCCCACGUAGCCAGGGGCUUGCCUUUCACUUCCCACAACAUGGUCAAGCUAGAGCUGGCAUGUCAGUUGGUCGGUGGACGACAGCACAUCACCUUUCUCUCAUCAUGUCUUCUUGCCUCUUUCUUUCCAAGAUAUCGCCAAACCUAUCUCUCUUUGGAAAGUAGUUAUUAUACAAAUCAAUCAUCUUUUCUGCAAAGAUUCCCACAAAAUUGAAGCCAACCAAGACCAUUAAAGGGAUGAAAAACAUGUCGCUUGACUGAAACUCUUCGUGAGCCAAAUAUACAUCUCCAAGUCCUACAUGUACAUACGUGUGCGAUAGAAAAGCAACCGUACAACAAGAUCUGUGUUAAAAACGGCAAGGGCGAGCUUUUCCACUUAAAUAAUGACUCUUCUUCUUCUUCUUACCGACAGUGGUUGUUGUUAUGUAGCUGAACCAGAAUGCCUCACUAAGAGGAAAGUCGGCUGGUCCUGGAUCUCCCAAACGGUGAUUGUGGUAUGUUUGGACGGAAAGAGCAAGAAUCAGCAUCCACAGGAUCGUCAUGCAGAGCCAAAACAGGCAACAUAUGGGGCCUUGCAUCAAGUAAGGCAGCUUGUAUCUGAGAAAAAUGUCUUCCGCCAAUAGCUUCCAUACAGCGGAACCCGAGUUGUUGAGGGCGAUAAAUGCAAUGAUAGUGACAAAGCCCCCGGUGUAAACGAGACUACGACCUGCCACGGUUGCCGGCGCUGUGUUCCCGUACCCUCUACGAGAAUGGAGAGGCUGUCAUUAGCACAAAGCAGCAUGUCCAUUCCCUUUUGCAAUCUUUCACGUAACGUACAUUGUAGUCAUGACUGUAAACCAGAACAAGGCACCACCCGCCACAUGGACUUUGCAGCGAUCGCCCCCUGACGCCUUGUUGAUGAACUCUACAAAGAGGGUCGAAUUGGUGUAGACUUCUUCGAGUCGGUAGCCUGCAAGCUCGGCCUGGUAUUCGAAUUGCCGACCCAGGUCAUUGAUGAAUACCAAGCUUUGUUCAUCAUGUGAGCUUUCUGUGUUGAGGCCAAGUUGAUUGAGAUAGAAAAAGGCGUCGUCUGACUCGUCACUCGCUUCACAUUUCAUCCAAUUAAACGUCAAAUCAUCUGGAUUGGUGGAAUUGAAAAGAAAUGGAACGAUUGCUUGCUGGUUGAAUUCGUUCACAGCUCCCUCUUGGACACAGUUUUGAUAUUGCGUGUAAGCGUUGGUACUGGUCAAGUUUUCCACGGCUUGUUGAAUCAUGGCCAAAGUGGUAUUCCAAAACGAGAUUUGCUCGCGGCAUUGGGAGGAAACAGAGGCAUAUCGGGAUGCCACGGCUC